UGUGUGUGUUUGUGUGUGUCUUGUUCUCCAGCCGCGGUGUGUCAGUUUCGGUGGCCGGAGUGGGAUGCUGCGCCGGGGCCGCCGCCGGUGGGCUCUCCGGGGACUUACCUGAGCAGGUGGAGGAGGAGACGCAGCCAGCCAGGAUCGAUCCCCAGCCUCUCCCCCCUAAAAAAAAAAAAAUCUGAAUUAAUCUUUGAUUGGGGAGAUCAAAGCCCCCCACCCCACCCUUUGGUUAUUAUUAUUAUUAUUAUUGAUUGGCCACGGAUCGAGCGCUUGAGGAGGGGCAUCCUCGGGAGGAGAGCCGCCUGCCCCCUCCCUCCGCGACCCCCCCCCAGCCAUGGCCCAAGCGGGGGCUCAGCUCAACCUCCUGGAGCCCACUUGCCCCAUCCAGGUGGAGCACGACCGGAAAAGGAGGCAGUUCACCGUCAGGCUGAAUGGUUGCCACGACAAAGCCGUACUCUUGUACGAGUAUGUGGGGAAAAGAAUAGUGGAUUUGCAACAUACGGAAGUACCUGAUGCCUACAGGGGGAGAGGAAUAGCGAAGCAUCUUGCAAAGGCAGCCUUGGAUUUUGUGGUUGAAGAGGACUUGAAAGCCCACCUCACGUGCUGGUAUAUUCAGAAAUACGUCAAGGAGAACCCACUGCCGCAGUACCUGGAGCGUUUGCAAUCUUAAUACCGGAAAAAGGACAAGAAGCU
Molecule: messenger RNA, 696 nt
Organism: Pogona vitticeps (central bearded dragon)
Lineage: Eukaryota; Metazoa; Chordata; Lepidosauria; Squamata; Agamidae
Gene: NATD1
Product: N-acetyltransferase domain containing 1
Source: RefSeq, a predicted model, not a curated record